UAAAUUAUAUCACAAUUAUUUUCAUCUAAUUGGAAAGUAAAAGCUAAUCAAUUGAUUCCAAUAGGACCCUGUUUUGUGCUUCAAUCAUGUUGGUGUUGAGCUUUAUCCUAACAGCUUUCAUUUUAAUUACAAGUGAUGCUUAUGAACCAGAUCGUGUAAUCAAUUUACCAGGUUUUGGUGAGAAAAUUAAAUUUGGUACCUUUUCUGGUUAUCUCGAUGCAAGUCCAGGAACCCAUUUACACUACAUUUUUGUUGAGAGUGAAAAUGAUCCAGCCAAUGAUCCAGUACUUCUUUGGCUCAACGGUGGACCUGGUUGCAGUUCAUUGUUAGGAUUUUUCACUGAACAAGGACCAUUCCGAGUCAAUGGAAGUCAAUUGACUGUGAAUCCAUACGCUUGGAACAAAGUUGCCAACAUAAUCUUCUUGGAGUCACCUGCUGGUGUUGGCUACUCAUAUUCAGAUGACCAAGUUUACAUUCAUAAUGAUGACAAAACAUCGGCCAACAAUUUACUUGCAAUCAAAUCAUGGUUUGAUAAAUUUCCUCAGUACAAGGAUAACGAUUUUUACUUGAGUGGUGAAUCUUAUGCUGGUGUUUACAUUCCAACUCUAUCAGUUCGUCUUCUUGAUGAGCCAACAAUAAACUACAAAGGAUUUGCCAUUGGUAAUGGUUAUCUGGAUCAAACCUUACUCGGUAAUUCCGUCAUUAGAUUUGCUUAUCAUCACGGUCUGAUUGAAUCAUCAAUGUGGUCCAAAAUUAUUUCCUCAUGUUGUAAGAACGGAGAUGAAUCGCCAGCCAAUUGUGACUUUGUCAACAACAAUGCUACUGCCUGUCAAGAUGCUGUAUCUGAAGCCAAUAAUUUUGUUAACGAAGCUGGAAUCAAUCCGUAUGCCAUCUACGAAGAUUGUGCUUCCCCAGCAAGUUCAUUUGAAGCAAGCAUUUACAAAGCUUAUCGACACAAGAGCAAUCGGCAAAAGGUUGGUUGGUCUUUGAUUGCAAACUCAUUCAAGUCAAACAGUCGACUUGGACGCAAAAUUAGAAAAGAUAAUGGCCAAACUAUUCCCUGUGUUGAUGAUACCAUUUUAAUCAAUUACUUGGGUCGAGCUGAUGUACGAAAGGCUCUCAAUAUUCCUCCAGCAGCACCUGAAUGGACUGAUUGUUCAAAUGUCGUCUCAAUGUUUUAUACCAACCAAUACAAAACCUUGAAAGAUCAAGUUACUAAAUCAAUCAAUGCUGGUAAACGAGGUUUAAUAUACAAUGGCGACACCGAUAUGGUUUGCGACUUUUUGGGUGAUGAAUGGUUUUCAGAUUCCCUUGGUUUCCAACAAAUUGGUAAAUAUGCAGCUUGGAAGGUUAACGGACAAGUUGCUGGUUUUGUUAAACACUACCGAGGCUUUGCCUUUGCAACCGUCAGAGGUUCAGGUCACACUGUUCCCGAAUACCGACCAGCAGCUGCUUUAGCCAUGAUUACCAAGUUUUUAAGCAAUACUAAAUUCGCAUAAAUGUGAAACAUCUGUAAGCAAUCAAAUCUUGUGAGUUAAAAUAAAUAUUAAAUGCAAGUCGAAAUUUCUCCAACAAGUUUGAUUUAUUUUUGCAACAGAGCACUUCAAUCUUUUGUGAACACAUGACGAACGAAAAAAAACUUCAAAGUUGAAUAAUCAUGUGCUUCCUCCUCACACGAUACUUUGAAUAGUCCUUUUUCAUUUGUCCUGUUUCUCCAACAUGAUUUUCUCAGUAAUUAUUAAUAAACAACAAUUCCCAGAAA
This is a messenger RNA of Tetranychus urticae (two-spotted spider mite), 1762 nucleotides long. RefSeq names its product lysosomal protective protein. Gene Ontology annotation, biological process: proteolysis. NCBI's taxonomy places the organism in Eukaryota, Metazoa, Arthropoda, Arachnida, Trombidiformes, Tetranychidae. The record is from RefSeq and is a predicted model, not a curated record. Gene Ontology annotation, molecular function: serine-type carboxypeptidase activity.